AUUUGAGACAAUCCCGGGCAGAGGGGUCCUGGGACCCAUGCGCGACCCAUACACGUCAAGUCGGUUCGUCAGAUUGCCGUGGUCAAUCAAUCAUAGUUCGUGCGACCUGCUAUGCGUCAUGAUUGGCUUUUGAACGUGGCGCAAGCAACCACACCCGAGUCUGCCGGAUUGUGUGAGUAACAACGACUGGGCACCAGGCACAGGUGCCAGGCGACGAGGCAGACCAAGCGGAGCAAGUCUUCUUCGUGAGGAGUUGUAGAAGUUGACUUCCUGUUUGUGCUUCAUCAUGUGAGUCUCUUACAUGCGAUGGACUGAUGAGCUGAAUUGCAGCAACGCCUGCUUCGUCAAUACCACCGUUGUCCUUCCAUCCGCGGCGCCAGCAACCUAACAAUGCCCUUCCUCUUCAACGGAGCACGAAAGUGCCAGAAGUAUGCCAAUACUACGACUGGUCCUGCUCCUGUCUAUGCUCCGAACCCUCCACCUCCCCCGUACGCAUUGAACACAUCCAAUACCCUCAACCAACAACCCCAAUGGGCUACGCAGCCUGGUCCUCAUGGCGGGCUGGGCUGUUACAUGGCUUCGACUGUCUCUUUAUCAGCCCAACAGGGCGCAACAGAAAAUCCAUACCGACCUUUACAACCGCAAUACACCUGGUCUCACCCCGAGCCUCCAUACAUAACUCCCUCGACAACUCCUGCAGGCGGCGACUUGCACAGAAAAAUCGAUGACAAACUGGGUGAUGUUAUAUCCCUGAUUGAUGAAGAAGCCUUUACCGGCUCUGCCCGAGAGCUAGCUAUAUCUAUACCUGACUCUCCUGCACCCGAGUACACCGAACCAUACUACUUUUCUGAACGAGAUGUCAGAAGUCAGGGAAACGGCCAUGCGCGCCCAAAGAAACAAAGCCAGUGCAAGCAGGUCAAUGUCUUCUCCAAGCUCGACCUAUACCUCAAUUCUCGACUACCAGCUUCCUUACCACCUCUCCGAGUAUACAUACCCACCUAUCCUCUUCUGUGUCUUGCAGCACAGUAUUCAGCCAGUGCAUACCAUUCACCCCAGUCCCCCUCUGAACGAAAGGAUUUUGUCUCCGCAGACAAUCGCGCCGGCACGAAGACCAUGGUAAUCAAAAGCAUUCCAUGCGACGACAAAAACACUGUUGUCUUCGCCAUCCGAGGGACAAGCAUGCUCAGCAUGCGCGACUGGGGCAUCAAUCUAAGCACCGAUCCGGUCUCGCCAGCAGGCUUUCUCGACGAUCAAGGCAAUCUAUGUCACUCGGGAUUCCUGAAAGUCGCAAAAGCCAUGGCUCGACCGAUCGCUACGAGACUGAGGCAACUACUGGAAGAAAAUCCUAAUCGAACAAGUUGCUCACUGCUCAUCACCGGACACAGCGCCGGCGGAGCCGUGGCGAGCCUGCUGUAUGCCCACAUGCUCGCGACAACAGUGCAAUCCGACCUGAACAUCCUGACAGGCUGCUUCAAGAGGGUGCACUGUAUCACGUUCGGUGCGCCGCCGAUCAGCCUCCUACCUCUGCAAAAGCCCGACACCGCUGAUGGCCGACUGAAGAAGUGUCUUUUUCAUUCAUUCAUCAACGAGGGCGACCCUGUCGCGCGGGCCGAGAGAACGUAUAUAAAGAGCCUAGUGGACCUCCUCUCACGGCCUGUACCACAACUGCAGCCGAGCAAGACCACGGCGUCACCACUGACCAUGUUGGGCGCAAGUAUGUCACGACUCGAUCUGUCGUUAAAUCCGAAGAAGAAUAAUCAGCCUGCGAGACCGAAAAAGCAGCUAGUGCCGACGAGAAAGAUGUGGUGGGAGGUCCCGCCUGCGACAUUCUCGAAUGCUGGGCGUCUGGUCGUGCUGAGAGUCCCGGACGGUGGGACAGAUGGUGAUGUCACGGCGUGUAUCGUCCGCGACGAGCAGCUACGGCAGGUCAUGUUUGGGGACCCGCUGAUGCAUGCGAUGGAUCUGUAUGCCAGGAGGAUCGAGACGCUGGCUGUAAGAGCAGUUACGGGCAAAACGGGCGUUUGCUGAGACCGCUCUGAAAAAGCACAUUGAUGACCAUUAUGAAAUCUUUGAUACCCUGAGUUUUGCGUUGGAGCACAAAUGGCUGCUUGGGACAGGCCGCUACUUCGGGCACGUGAUAGUGAUGGGCGAAAAUAUAACACGAAAGAGAGAAGGAAAAUGGGAAAGAGAUAUAAAUACCCUGAUAUCCGCUGUUGCUGGCUCAUGGAAAUGAAAGCGGUCAGCCUUUCGGACAACUAUCCUUGCCAAAAAAGGCAAUAUGACGGCAGUAAUCGUGUUGGCACAGUCAAAGUAGACGCGUUCAGAAACCCUUGUGGAGAGACUUCGGAGUCCUACCUAAGUGCAAGGUCUAGGAUCCCUCGUCUGGUCACAGUCCAACAGGAGGGACUUUGAUGCUAUGUUGAUGAGAAUAUUGAUGUCCUCAGGGAUGCGUGGAUCUAGAGAUCGUGAAAUCUGGUUCACACGAGCAAUGAAAAGUCUCCCGAAAGACUUGGACGGGGACGGUCUUCUGCAAGGAAUAUGGUAUGAGCGCGGAACAGAAGUGACAGUACGCACGCAGAGACCAAAUUGCUGCAAUGGUAAUGGAAGUGGCGCUUUGUUCUGGAUGGACGUUUCGAUUGAACAGAGCGCCGACAUCAUGCGGCAACAUAUCUGGG
Molecule: messenger RNA, 2675 nt
Organism: Exophiala xenobiotica
Lineage: Eukaryota; Fungi; Ascomycota; Eurotiomycetes; Chaetothyriales; Herpotrichiellaceae
Exons: 1
Coding region: 391-2028 (545 amino acids)
Biological process (GO): lipid metabolic process
Source: RefSeq, a predicted model, not a curated record